Molecule: messenger RNA, 519 nt
Organism: Dibothriocephalus latus
Lineage: Eukaryota; Metazoa; Platyhelminthes; Cestoda; Diphyllobothriidea; Diphyllobothriidae
Source: the annotation of a GenBank genome assembly
AUGAUGAUGCUGAUGAUGACGACUAUGGUAAAACCGAAAUUAUUCAUUAGCGAGGGUACGAAGGUUCGAGGUAGAGAUCGUCUUGUGGGUUCACACGACUAUGAGCAAAUUAAAGACAUAACGAAAUUGAAAAUUGAUUGCAAUCCAUUUGCAAAGGGCUUCCGGGACUCCGCUCGGCUGUCAGAUUUUGAACGGGAAUCGAUGGAGACUCUACUGGCCACACAUACCGGUACUGGCAACGGCGGAGUAAUUGCCAGUCUGUCCAACCAAUUUCGCAAUUACCUGCCCUCGGGCACUGAACGGACAUCGGAGGCGGCUGAAGACGAGGCUCUACCACCGAAACGCGCACCCACACCAACCUUCCUCCAUCCCUCGGUGCUGCAUCAGCUGACGGAAGUGCUCAGCUCCCCGAGCAAAAUGCACGCCUUGUACAGGCGGCCCAGCGAUGGGGAAGAUUUGGUGAAACGGCUGAAUUCCCUACAGCGUCACUAUCAGUCGCAGCCGGGUAUCACCACCACC